AAAAAAAAAUAAACAUAAACUAGAGAUUUAAUUUUGAGUGAGCCCCCCCAUAUGUAUUAGUGUACACAAGUAUCUGUGUGUGUGUGUGUGUGUGUGUAUCUUUGUGCAUGUGUAUUCUGUGACCGAGAAACUUAGUUCUGAGACAGCCUCCUCCGGCAAUUUUCUUUUCUUUAUUCGUUUUCCACUGUCUGUCGUCUGGCUGUCUGGCUGUCCGUUCAUUGAAACGAACUUCAAAACUAUCAGCCCAGCCGCCAGUGAGUGUGCGUGCGCCUUAGUAUAUGUAUUAGUGAGUGGCUUAGUGUCUUAGUGUGUCGCCAUGGGUAAAAUGGUGAACGAAGAAAUGGCCACAGAGCCGGUGUAUUUGGAGAAAGUGGAACUCUCAAAGUUCGGCGAAUUCUGCCAGAGACGUGGAAUCAAUCCGAAUCUGAUUAUGCUCAAGAUCACACUCUUUGUGAUGUAUGGCGCCACCUCCUCGUUGCUGCCGUACCUGACAAUACACAUGCAAUCGAUUGGACUGACGGUGGAGGAGAUUGCAAUUAUCUACCUGGCGCUGCCCUUCACCACCUUUCUUAGCCCGCCCAUUACAGGUUUUCUCGUUGACAAAUUUGGCAAAUACAAGCCCGUUGUGGUGAUGAGUCUGCUGCUGAAUGCUAUUUUCCAUCACUCGCUGCUGUUCAUUCCACAGCAGGAGAUACCUGGCGUUGUGCCAUCGGCAUUCGUCUUAAGGCAUCCAGAUAGCGGUGACAUUGAGGUAUGGUGGUCUCCCUGUCCAAGCAGAGAAUGUCCGGAGGAGCCUGAGCUGGAAUUGGCCGUGCAUCAAUGCGUUGACUAUUGUUUGAUGCAGGAGCAAGUUAAUCCCCAGCUUUAUACGAGUACGCCGGCGUAUAAUGUUUAUCCAACAACAAAAACAACAAAAGCAGCAGCUAGGACAUCAACCUCCACAGAGAGGAUUACAACAACAACAAAUGCCAUGAGCACGACCAGCACGGGGUAUGCCACAAUGGAGUCAGAGACAGAGUCGGUCGCAACAUCAUCGUCCACAAGCACAUCAACAACUACCACCACUACAUCGCCGGCAUCAUCAUUACCAGCAUUAUUCGCAACGCAAACGAGAAGCAGAUACCAAGAAGUACUUAAUAUGUCAUCGACCAUGUUCCCGCCACUGGAGAAUGCAUCAGCCAUGUCGUUGGUGGUGCAGCCAGGACCAGAAAAGGACCAGGAGGAGCAGCAGCCAUCGUCAGCUGAAUUGUCAGCCAUGUCCAUGCAGGGAUUGAAUUCUUCCACAGACAGUAGCAGCCAGCAGAAGGAGGAGGUUAAGAGCAGUAGCUGGGUCCACUCGGACAACGAGGAUACCACCUAUUUUAUGCUGCAGAUGCAUCCCGACCUGGCAGAGCCCACCGAGCAGCUGGGCAUGGAAAUCGAGCAGGAUGCCAAUGAAACGGUCACCGACAUCCUCCAGCGUUUCGGCAAGGAGCGCCUGGUCGUGGGCAACAUCAAUCUCACGGAUAUGGACGAUCUGGAUCUGCGUUGCGGCGGUCUCGUCCGACGUUCGAACAUCUCCGAAAUGGGACCCGAGGCCGUGCAGUGUAUGAUGCAGCGAUGCACCUUCACCAUGAAUGCGCCAGAGAUCUGUCCGCCGGACUACAAGGAGACGGAUGAAACCAUCUUUUGGAUUUAUUUCCUAUUGAGAUUUUUGGCCACUACAAUGCUGUCAGCGGGCGUGACCAUAAUGGAUCCCAUAGCCCUGACAAUGAUUGAGAAGUUUGGUGGAGAUUUUGGACGCGAGCGUUUGUUCUCCAGCAUUGGCAUGGCCAUAUUUUCGCCGAUAACGGGCAUUAUGAUUGAUUAUUCGUCGCGGGGCCUGGGAUAUACCGACUAUUCAGCGGCGUUCUAUACGUACGAUGUGCUCCUGGUGAUAUCGACCAUGUCGGUGCUGAUGAUGCCGCUGGGCGAGAAACUGCCGGCCGAUAAUGUGUUUAGGGAUUUGUGGAAUCUAUUAAAGAUGCCCCACGUAAUUGCCUUUAUUACAUUCCUGUUUGUUCUCGGCAACUUUUGGGGCUUCAUCGAGAGCUUCCUCUUCCUGUAUCUGAAGGAAUUGGGGGCACCCAACUAUCUGCUUGGCAUCACCAUUACGGUGGGCACAGUGAGCAGUAUCCCCUUCCUGUAUGGGGCGGAGAAAAUCACACGCAUCUUUGGCCACGUUAAUUUGAUUAUCAUUGCUUUCUUCUCGCAUGCCGCCCGCCUGGUUGGCUAUUCGUUUAUCGAGAAUGCCUGGUGGUGCUUCCCCUUCGAGGCCCUGGAGUCAUUAUCCUGCCAUCUGAUGUGGGUGGCAGCUGCCACAUACUGCUCCAUUCUGGCCCCAAAAAGUUUGCUGGCCACUCUCAUCGGUGUCCUUGGCAUGGCCCAUUUCAGUCUGGGUCGAGGCAGUGGCAGCUUCACUGGAGGCCUGCUCAUUGGGCAGUUCGGCACUCGAGAUGCCUUUCGGUAUAUGGGCCUGCUGGCCGUUGUCGGCGGCAUUGCCUAUGGCCUGCUCCAUCUGAUUUGGCUGCGUAAAUUCGAUCACACUACCGAUGAUUCGGAGGAGGAGGCCGAGGCCGUGGAGGCUGGCGAGACGGAGAAACUGACAGAGCCGGCUACCAAGGAGCAGGGCACUUCCAUGUCCCUGGAACGUUUGAGUCUAAUGAUUAAGUACAAUCAGAUUGGCAGUUUGUCAUCGUUGCCCAGGGGAUCGAGGGCUGAUAUCCAUGACCAUUUGUCAGUGCGUCGCAGCAGCUACAAUGUGGAGUCCUUGAGAGGCGUGCCCCGGCAUGGCGUCAUCGGCAGCAGUGCCUCCAAGGUGGAUAUUCUGCGUUCGGCACUCGAAAUCAAUCACAAGUCCUCGAACAACUCGAUGCUGAGCAAGGCCGAUAACAAGACGUCGAAUCAAUCACUGGGCCGCAACCGCGCCGACAGUGCCCCGAAAUUGAAUCACAGUAAUCUGAAGAACAUUUCCCAGCCCGCCCUGGAGGGUGUUGUGCUCGAGGGCGUGGAAUCAACAUUUUUCCCCAGCCGCAUGAAAAAGUAUCCAAGUGGUUUGUUAACUUCAAUACCCGCUGUGGAUUUAUCCGUAAUACCCAGCUCCAUGUUAAUGGACCAAGAGGGCCGCAAGGUCAUUCCCGAGGAGACGGAGCUGCAUACUUCCAAGACCACGGUGAGUCUGGGGGAGGCGGAAAAGGUGGAGCCACCACAGCAAUCCAAUGGCAAUGGCAGUGGCAAGAUCCCACAGGCAACGCAGCAGCAGCAACAGGAGCAGCAGGAGGAUGACAAAACCGAUGCCACUUGAUGGUGCAAGCAAAUCUCUAACCAGCCCAACGUGGCGUAUGAGUGAUAUUAAUAAACCAAAAGCGAAAGAAAAAACUAAAGCGAAAUCCAAUUUUAAAAUUAAAAUAAAACCAAAACUAUUGUCUAGUUUUACUCGUGUGUGUUAAUGUUAUAUAAAUGUAUAUGUCUAUAUGAAAUAAAAAAUGUUGUUAGC
Molecule: messenger RNA, 3514 nt
Organism: Drosophila persimilis
Lineage: Eukaryota; Metazoa; Arthropoda; Insecta; Diptera; Drosophilidae
Exons: 12
Coding region: 317-3322 (1001 amino acids)
Cellular component (GO): membrane
Source: RefSeq, a predicted model, not a curated record